AUGACUUCACAACCAAGACGUUAUCCACUUUUAGGUGAAGAUGAUCGUAUGAUGUUAAAAUUGAUAGAGCAUUCACAAUUCAGUCAGAACAAGAAAUAUGGGACAUUGCAAUUUAGUAGAGGAAUAGCAGCUGGACAUUAUCCAUUUCUGCAGGAUCAUGCAGGUAGUCCAACUCCAAUUAGACUUAUAUGGAAAACAGAAUUACAAAACAUUGAUUUCGGUCUGUUAUUACCAGAAUUAAUUGAAGGUCUUACUGAUGUAGACCAAACUGUGGUUAAUGUAGCUAAGGUAGCAAUCACUGACAUAUUGAAACAUGGACCAUUAGAUAAACUGAUUGAUACUCUACCAGUAUUGACUGAAGCAAUACGUAAAGUACUUACUAUGAAAAAUGUGGAAGCAGAGCGCCGAGUGUUAGUCGUCCUGAAGCAUGUAAGUUUAAUUCAACCGGGGAUUGGACCAGAUAUGUCAUUUUAUCUACGCAACAUCUUCCAACAUUUAAACUAUUACUUUGAGCAUCAUAAAAACUAUAAUCAUCAGAUUGUUUAUAAUCUAAAUUUAUCGGACGACAUAUGAUUUAAUUGAUGAAGUUGUUAUGUGUUUAUUGCAAAUAUCUGGUAAUGAAUUUGAAACAGCUCAAAAAAUAUAUAAUUAGCUCUACCAACAUCUCAG
Messenger RNA from Heterobilharzia americana, 669 nucleotides. The record is from the annotation of a GenBank genome assembly. Lineage: Eukaryota; Metazoa; Platyhelminthes; Trematoda; Strigeidida; Schistosomatidae.